AUGUCGGAAACCAGUUUCGAGAAUGACAGAAGACAAUCCAACAGCAUGAACGUAGAAUAUCACCAACAUCACACCGCUAUUGAACAUCCACGCGACCACAGCAACCUUGGGAGAAUACUGCAGCCAGCGCUGGAGUCCUUUUCGGGAUUGUCUACCAUAUCCCGAGACACAUUACAGAAAAACUUACAACCCAUCAUGAAUGCCUUGGAACGGCUGGACGCCCAGCUGCUGCUCGAUUUGAAGUCAGUCAAAGUGGGUGAAGGGCCCAGGCUAAACGACAGUCAAUCCUGUGCUGCCAUUUACGAUGACAUUCAACCGCCAAUGAAUCAUCACAGUGUUGUCAACACCAGUUCGUGUGUUCGAUAUGUACACAUUUCUGAAAUCCCAGACCAAUAUUCCAUUGGGAUUUUUGUGUUUGCGCCGUAUGGGAGGAUACCCUUGCAUGAUCACCCGGACAUGUGCGUUUUGUCGAGGGUAUUGUAUGGUGAUUUGGAACGCCGCUCGUUGGACCUUGCGAGACUGGAUGAGGAUGUAAUGGACCACUCGAAAUCAGGACGUAGGAAUUGGAUGAGUAACUUUUUUGGAAGAGAGAAUAAUACCACGCAGCAGGCGCUGCCCAAGGGUACCAAGCGAGCUUUCAAGAAUCACGUUGAUCAUUUGAAGGCUCCGCAAGUUACAGCGUUGUUCCCAUACGAGGGUAAUUUGCAUGAGUUUGUUGCAGGUCCCAAUGGUGCAGCAGUAUUGGAUGUGCUUUUACCACCCUACGAUAACACUCAGAACAGAGACUGUACCUUUUAUGAAAUUCGAGAAACGGAUCCAGGGAGGAAACCAUCUGGAAAAGAGCCAUGCUACGUUGUUCCCACCGGCCAACCCGAAGAUUUCCACUGUAUUUCUGGUCGUUAUGGUGACCUUGGAGAAGACGAUCAUCAAGAUAUGGACUUCUCGGUAUAG
Cylindrotheca closterium is the source of this 951-nucleotide messenger RNA. The record is from the annotation of a GenBank genome assembly. Lineage: Eukaryota; Bacillariophyta; Bacillariophyceae; Bacillariales; Bacillariaceae.